This is a messenger RNA of Aphidius gifuensis, 2709 nucleotides long. RefSeq names its product lachesin-like. The record is from RefSeq and is a predicted model, not a curated record. Gene Ontology annotation, cellular component: neuron projection. The coding region runs from base 36 to 1241 and encodes 401 amino acids. The transcript is spliced from 8 exons. NCBI's taxonomy places the organism in Eukaryota, Metazoa, Arthropoda, Insecta, Hymenoptera, Braconidae.
UAGUUGACGUUCGCGCGUCGUCAAUGUAAUACAGAAUGUUUAUUCUCGUGGUGCAAGUUUUUUUCAUCAUUACUGCAGUCAGUGCACUCAGUGAUCCGGGAGCAGAUCUACCUAGAUUUGGAAAACCUCUUAACAAUUUGACUAUUUCCGUUGGACGUGAGGCUAUAUUUACAUGUAUUGUAGAAAAUCUUGGACCAUAUAAGGUUGCAUGGUUGAGAGUGGACACGCAAACAAUACUGACGAUUGCCAGUCACGUUAUUACGAAAAAUCACAGAAUUGCGGUAACGCACAGUGGCCAUCGUACAUGGUCUCUUCAUAUACGAGACACGCGAGAGGAUGAUCGUGGUUGGUACAUGUGCCAGGUCAACACUGAUCCAAUGUCCAGUAAUACUGGCUUUCUAGAGAUAGUUGUGCCUCCGGAUAUUUUGGAUUAUCCAACAAGUACAGACAUGGUAGUUAGAGAAGGAAGUAAUGUUACAUUACGUUGUGCAGCAACUGGCACACCUGUGCCAACUGUCACUUGGCGCCGUGAAGCCGGAGGAAUGAUAACUCUUCCAAACUGGCACGAAGCAUCUGUGUUAAAUGGCUCAGAAUUGGAGUUGACCCGAGUGACCCGUCGCCACAUGGGACCUUAUCUAUGCAUUGCAUCAAAUGGCGUGCCACCCUCAGUCAGCAAACGUAUCGUUCUUAUUGUUCAUUUUGCACCAAUGAUUUGGGUUGAAAAUCAACUUAUUGGUGCUUAUGAAGGACAAACUCUUGUAUUAGAAUGCACCAGUGAGGCUUAUCCAAGACCAAUUGUUUAUUGGACUAGACCAACGAAUGAGACUAUUGUGAAUGAGAAUAAUUACAAGGUAGAGGCCAUCACGAAUGGUUAUGAAACGUCAAUGCGACUGACGAUAAGACCAGUGAGACCUGUCGAUUAUGGGUCUUUUAGGUGCAUAGCAACAAAUUCACUUGGUGAAACUGAUGGAAAAAUUAAACUUUACAAAAUUGCAAAACCACCAGAGACGAGAAAGCCCAAUUCCCGUCGGGACUCAAAAAAGUCAUGGAAUAUCGAUAAUGGACAUGAUAAGGAGACAGAUGGUAUGAAGGAUGAGUUAUCAUCGAAAGACGAGGAUGACAAUGAAGAUCAAAUUGAUUUUCAAUCGUCUACAUCAGGCACUUAUAUUCAACAAUGCCAAAAUUAUAACUAUAUAUUUUAUCUUUCUUCACUAAUAAUUUUGUUAAAAAUCACAACGUAGACUUAAAUAUAUAUUAUAAUUAAAAUUUUAUAAUUGCAUAUUGUUAUUCAAUUUGAUUUAAAUUUAAUACGCCUUUCAAGAACAGGCUAAAAUUAAUUUGAUUUUGAAUUAAGAAUGAAUGAAAUACUAUUCUGAUAUAUAUUAGAUAGAAAAUUUUAUUUUCAUUGUAUUUAAUCACAGUAGUAUAUUAGUUUAAAAACUUUAACAAUUGAUUGAAAGAAAAUUUAAUGAAUAUUUUCAACAUAAAAUAACAAAAAUAAAAAUUUAUAUAAUUAAAAAAAAAAAAUAAUAAAAUUAUAAUAAUGAAACAUUAAAGAUAAAACAAACUAAGUAAAUAAAAGUGAAAAAAAAAAAAAAAAAAAGUCACCCUCUGUCUUCCAAUCUCAACAAUUGAGACAAAGUCUUUUCCGUAACUGGUUACAGUUAAAGAUAUACUUUUUAAAACGAGGGGAAGUAAAUUUAAACUAUCCCCAUAAAGUUUUCAAUUGUUUAAAAAAAGUAAAAAAAAAAAAAAUUGAAUUAAAAAUUAAAUGUUAUUGUAACACACGCCCCUUAAUUAUUGGGGACAAGUUAUCAAUUUCAUAAUAUCUGAAAGGAAAUAUAUGUAGUUGUUGUUUAUGCGUGCGAGCAUCAUACGAUAAGGAUGUAGCGUCAUCACAGGAAGAGGAUAAUCCUCUCUAAACACGAUAUUCGCACCCUUGAUGUAUGGCUAUGCAUAUACAAUGAGGGGAUCAUAAUCCUAUGAACUUUAUAGCUACGUUGAAAUGUGCUGUAAAUGAAUAAUUGACUUCAACAUAAUAAAUUUUAUUGUGACCAACGAAUAGGACCGAAUGUAAAGAAAAAAAUUAUAAAUACGAGAAAACCUGUCAUCGAUAAUAAUAAUAAUAAAAAUAAUAAAUAUAAAAAUAAUAAUAAUAGUAAUAAUAAUAAUAAUAAUUGUAAGCAUCUUGACAAUGUCAAAUAAAUAUAAUAAAAAAAAACAAACAACUAUAAUGUUCAAUCGAUUUGUAUAAAUUUGUAUGUCACACUAGAGUAAUUGAAAUCUAUGUCACCAGAUUAUUAUGUAAGAGUACUUUAUUUUCAAUGCAUUUUUUCAUGUGUUAACUUACUGUCUGUAUAGGUAUUCACAAUGCAAGAGACAGUAGAAAGAAAAAAAAUUAUAAAAUAAAUGUAUAUCAAAGUAAAAAUAUAUUGUCAUCAUCGAUUUACAUUGAGUAUGCUUUGUGAAAAAUAGAUAGAUGCUAAAGACAAUUUAUAUGUGUAAACAUUACAGUACUUAGCUUGAAAAUAAUCAUAAAUACAAAAAGUGUAAAUAUAUUUUAUGUAUAAGGGUAAUAUAAAAACAUACAUAAAUAGAAUUAAGCUAUCUCAAUUUAAGUUGAAUUGAUGAUUGUGAUUAAUAAAUAUCUUAGACAUAAAAAAAAAUAUUAACAUGUAAUUUUUUUUUUUUUUUGCUAUGCCAAUGAUA